This is a messenger RNA of Nicotiana tabacum (common tobacco), 387 nucleotides long. The record is from RefSeq and is a predicted model, not a curated record. Lineage: Eukaryota; Viridiplantae; Streptophyta; Magnoliopsida; Solanales; Solanaceae.
GCCAAUCCUGCGCAAAGCCUAUCACAGAAAAAGUACUUCCCCAGACAUGAUUAGUGAUACAGUUAAACUUAAUGCUGAGGAAGUGAAGAGCAAAGGUACAGUCAUGAAAAAUCAUAGUAAUAAUGAUGAUAAUUGGUGGGUUCCUGAUGAUCGGACUGGAAUAUUUUACCCAAAGGGACAAGAGAAAGUGAUAGAAGAUGUUCCCUCUGCUGCAGGAAAGGCUACUUAUGGAGACAUUAAUUGGUUUUCUAACCAUGAAGAUUGUCUAUAAUUAUUCCUAUUGAUAAUGUAAACUAAUUUGGUUGUUUAAAAUGUCAUUCUCGAAUAUGUAUCCACCCAUUGUUGAAGUUGCUUUGUUUUAUAAAGAAUUGUCUUUUUUUUUUUUUU